Molecule: messenger RNA, 465 nt
Organism: Haliotis rufescens (red abalone)
Lineage: Eukaryota; Metazoa; Mollusca; Gastropoda; Lepetellida; Haliotidae
Exons: 4
Coding region: 64-423 (119 amino acids)
Source: RefSeq, a predicted model, not a curated record
UGGGCGACCGGAAUCUGGCCACGUGUUGUCCUGUGUGUCUGAUAACGGUUCCACAGCCUUGUAAUGGUGCUUGGUGCUACGUGGAAUAACCUGGCUACAGCUGAGUGGACCACAAUGAAGAUAGCCUGUUGUCUGGUUGUGUUUGGUUUGGCCGUGGUGAGCGCGGACCUGCUGAGUCUCCUCAAGAGGGUCCACAACUCCAACACAUUCGUACACAUGCCUCACUAUGAACAGCUGCUUCUGGUGGAACUGAUGGCGGAGGCUGAGAUGGGCCAGCUGACCCAGUACAUCCACACCGUGGGCAUGAGCAGGAUCUCCACGAUGAUGCAGCAUAUCCCCCAGCACGAGGCGGACCUUUUGACCCAGUACCUGAAAGAGCACAUGACGGGGGAAGCUCACCCAGGAUCAACACCCUCACAGUGAAACCGGCUUCUCCUACAAAAAUAAACAUUCUCUUACAAACAA